Myotis davidii is the source of this 3307-nucleotide messenger RNA. RefSeq names its product epithelial splicing regulatory protein 2 (gene ESRP2). Gene Ontology annotation, cellular component: ribonucleoprotein complex. Gene Ontology annotation, molecular function: RNA binding. The annotation marks the transcript as partial. The transcript is spliced from 14 exons. Lineage: Eukaryota; Metazoa; Chordata; Mammalia; Chiroptera; Vespertilionidae. The record is from RefSeq and is a predicted model, not a curated record.
CCUCGCCGCGGCGCCCGGCCCCGCGAGCAAAUAUUUGACAUUCCAGACUUAUCUCGAGGGGGGCGAGGCCCGAAGAGCGACGUUGCCCCCUCCCCCGGGCCCGAUUGGCUUGGCGUUUGCCUGGGUGGGCGGUGCAGAGAGGGGCACCGGCGCGUGGACGCCAGGCUACAUCCCCAGGGGAAGCGCUGGUCGCCGGAAGGACUGUCUACUUCCCACUCCCCCCAGGCUGCCGUGUCCCGGCGCGAGUCACCUCCGACCCCGGCACUUCCGUCUUUAUCCUUCAAAUGGGGGCGCGCCGGAGUGUGGGUUCAGUGGGCAAGGCGUCGGAGGCCCCUCCACCAGGGCGUGUUCGCCUUCCGAGGGUCCGGACGCAACGCCCUGCUUUCCCGAAACCGCGAGUUCUCACAGCUGGUGAUCGGGGAUGUGGCUCUGCUGGGCGGGGGCCCCUACAUGCUCUGCACUGAUGGACAGCAGCUGCUGCGACAGGUCCUGCAUCCUGAGGCCUCUAGGAAGAACCUGGUACUCCCCGACACCUUCUUCUCCUUCUACGACCUCCGCAGAGAGUUCCAUGUGCAGCACCCAAGCGCCCGCCUCGCCAGGGACCUCACCGUGGCCACCAUGGCACAGGAGUUGGGGCUGGAAACAGAUGCCACAGAGGAUGACUUUGGGGUCUGGGAAGUGAAGACAAUGGUAGCUGUCAUCCUCCACCUACUUGAAGGGCCCAAUGAUCAAUUGUUUUCGAAGCCCGAGGUGAUAAAGCAGAAAUAUGAGACGGGACCUUGCAGCAAGGCUGAGGUGGUGGACAGUGAGACCGUGGUUCGGGCCCGUGGGCUGCCCUGGCAGUCAUCAGACCAGGACGUGGCUCGCUUCUUCAAAGGACUCAACAUUGCCAGGGGUGGUGUAGCCCUCUGCCUCAAUGCCCAGGGGCGAAGAAAUGGCGAGGCCCUCAUCCGCUUUGUGGACAGUGAGCAGCGGGACCUAGCGUUGCAGAGACACAAGCACCACAUGGGUGUCCGCUACAUUGAGGUAUACAAAGCAACAGGAGAGGAGUUUGUAAAGAUCGCAGGGGGCACAUCACUAGAGGUGGCUCGGUUCCUGUCACGGGAAGACCAAGUGAUCCUGCGGCUGCGGGGACUGCCCUUCUCAGCUGGGCCAGCAGACGUGCUCGACUUCCUGGGGCCAGAGUGCCCAGUGACGGGGGGUGCCGAUGGGCUGCUCUUUGUGCGCCACCCUGACGGCAGGCCCACUGGCGAUGCCUUUGCACUCUUUGCCUGUGAGGAGCUGGCACAAGCUGCACUGCGCAGGCACAAGGGCAUGCUGGGUAAGCGAUACAUUGAACUCUUCCGGAGCACUGCAGCCGAGGUGCAGCAGGUCCUGAACCGCUACGCUUCCAGUCCACUCCUUCCCACACUGACUGCUCCACUGCUGCCCAUCCCCUUCCCGAUGGUAGCUGGGACUGGGAGAGACUGUGUACGCCUCCGAGGCCUGCCCUACACAGCCACCAUCGAAGACAUCCUAAGCUUCCUGGGGGAGGCAGCAGCUGACAUCCGGCCCCAUGGUGUGCACAUGGUGCUCAACCAGCAGGGCCGGCCAUCUGGCGAUGCCUUCAUCCAGAUGACGUCAGCAGAGCGGGCCUUAGCUGCUUCUCAGCGUUGCCAUAAGAAAGUGAUGAAGGAACGCUAUGUGGAGGUAGUUCCCUGCUCCACAGAGGAGAUGAGCCGUGUGCUGAUGGGGGGCACUUUGGGCCGCAGCGGCAUGUCUCCUCCACCCUGCAAACUGCCCUGCCUCUCGCCACCAGCCUACGCCACCUUCCAAGCCACCCCAACACUCAUUCCCACUGAGACGGCAGCUCUCUAUCCCUCUUCAGCACUGCUCCCAGCUGCCAGGGUGCCUGCUGCCCCCACUCCCAUUGCCUACUACCCCGGGCCAGCCACUCAACUCUACAUGAACUACACAGCUUACUACCCCAGCCCCCCAGUCUCUCCCACCACUGUGGGCUACCUCACCACGCCCCCUGCGGCCCUGGCUUCUGCUCCUACCUCAGUGUUGUCCCAACCAGGAGCCCUGGUCCGUAUGCAGGGUGUCCCAUACACAGCUGGUAUGAAGGAUCUGCUCAGCGUCUUUCAGGCCUACCAGCUAGCCCCUGAUGACUACACCAGCCUGAUGCCUGUUGGUGACCCACCUCGCACUGUGCUACAGGCCCCCAAAGAGUGGGUGUGUUUGUAGAUGAGGGAGUCAGGAGGUAAGAGCUGGCUGAUGUCUUCAGCUAACGUCUCUCCUGCAUCCAGAGAACCAGUGCCCUCAUCCUGGUGACUUCUUUCUGAAGGCACUCAGAGGAUCUCAAGCCCCAGCUCCAUCCCCCCACUUACUGCUCUGCUGUUCACCCUAAAGAUGAUAGCUAAAUCUUACAUGUAGGGCUGGGGGUGGAAUGGUGCUACCCUGCUCCCAAAGGCCUGACCUGGGCCUCUUGAGUAGCACCCGGAGAGCCGUUGGUCUGUUCUGGCUAUGGCCCAUGCCCACAGAUACUGUGGGGCUGACAUCCACAGCAGGCUUGCCUUUUUAAAAAUGUAAGCCCUGGUGCCUUCAAUGUAUGACUCCUGGGAGCUUCUGAUGGUGGAGCAGAGAAACAGAGUGCUGGCCCCAGUCCCCAGGAUGCUUGGACCUCAAUGGCUACACUGUGCCAGGGGUGGUCCCACUUAAGGCUGCCAGCCCCUCCAGCUUGGCACAAGGAAUACCAGACGGCAAAACCACAGGCUGUUUUGAUGAGCUGUACUGCGGUACCCCCAGAGGACACUAGGGGGCAGGAGGCCCUCACAUAAAAACUCAGGCUUGAAUUUUAAAGGAGACUUUUCUGCCUACUUUUUGUGCACACCUUGGGCAGGCCAGUUGUCCUGAACUUAGCAGACACGGUGGAAUGUCCUUUGCACCCAUUAGAAGGUGCAGAACUGAAGCUGCAGAAAGAAUUUGGAACUCUACCCUCUCCAGAAAAUAAACAAAGGUUCCUAACCACGUGGACUUUCUAAAAGCCAAAGUGCCCUUAGCUUUGGCCCCCAGGGUGAGGGGCUCCUCACCAGCCCCAGUCAGAGGAAAACUCAGGCAGAAUUCAAGGAGACUGUUGACCUGUCAUCGUUUAUUAUUUCAGCACUGUAACUGAGGAGCCUGAAUUGCUGGCUCUUCCCUUUGUAUUGUGUAAGGAGCACUGUACUCCUAUAAAAGGUUUUAAAAUACAAAAUGUACAAGAAAACACAGUCCCGAGUGCUGUAAACUGAACAUCAUCCAUUUUAUAAAAUACAAGGUUUCAACUUGA